Mauremys reevesii (Reeves's turtle) is the source of this 1551-nucleotide messenger RNA. RefSeq names its product mast cell protease 1A-like. The transcript is spliced from 6 exons. Gene Ontology annotation, cellular component: cytoplasm; intracellular membrane-bounded organelle. NCBI's taxonomy places the organism in Eukaryota, Metazoa, Chordata, Testudines, Geoemydidae. Bases 118 to 885 code for a protein of 255 amino acids. Gene Ontology annotation, molecular function: serine-type endopeptidase activity. Gene Ontology annotation, biological process: proteolysis. The record is from RefSeq and is a predicted model, not a curated record.
UGAGCGGGGGUGGGAUCGCCGGGUAGGGUUAGCUGCUGCGGGGCGGAUGGGGGAGAGUGUCUCCCCGGGCAGGGUUAGCUGUCGUGGAGUGGGGUGUCUCCUCAGGGCUGAGGCACGAUGGUGACGAUGCUGAUCCUGAUCCUGCUGCCCGUGGCCUUUCUCCUGCCCCCCAGGGCCGGGGCUGGUGAGAUCAUUGGGGGCAAGGAAGCCAAGCCCCACUCGAGACCCUACAUGGCCCAUCUGGCUAUACAACACAGAGGUGAUAGCUAUAUCUGUGGAGGGCUCCUGGUGUCGGAGAACUUCGUGCUGACGGCCGCUCACUGCAAUGGAGACAAGAUCACUGUCACGCUGGGAGUCCAUAACAUUAGAGAACGGGAAGAGAGCCAACAGAAAAUCUCCGUGCGCCACCGGAUCCCCCACCGGCAGUACAACGAGACCACCCUGUACAAUGACAUCAUGCUGCUGGAGUUGGCAGAGAAAGCGACGCUGAACAGAUGGGUUGAUACCAUCGCCCUGCCCCGCACCAACGAGAGAGUGGAGGCAGGCGCCAUGUGCAGCGUCGCCGGCUGGGGCUGCACUAGGAGAGGGAGUAAAUCGAUCUCGGCCAAACUCCGGGAGGUGGACGUUGUGGUGAUGCCAGAUGACACAUGUCUGAAGAAUCCUAACGUGCAAUACCACAUCUAUAACUCCUCUAUCAUGAUGUGUGUGGGGGAUCCAAAGACGAGCAAAGACUCUUGGGAGGGCGAUUCUGGAGGCCCCCUGGUGUGUGGGGAAACAGCCCAGGGCAUCGUCUCCUGGGGGCCUCCUACCCCUCCUGGGGUGUACGUGAAAGUCUCCAUCUUCAUCCCCUGGAUACAGGCCACGAUGAGGAGGCUGCAGCCUUGAGCCAAGCCGGGAAUAGCUGCAGGAGCCGAUGCUGUGUUGCUUCUGUCGUUUGGUGACGCCCAGAUAUAGGGCCUGCUUUGCAGAUUGGCUGAGCUCCCCUCUCCCUAGGAUAGCCCUCCACUAUCGCUCCACUCAGGCAGUGCCCAGCCCAUGAGCAUCAAGGCAGUGAGCCUAGAGGAGUUAGGAACGAGAUUCAAGACCAGCUCCUAUCCGCUCCCUUGGCAAUCCCAACCCAGACCCUUAAGCUGCAUCUUCUCUAGGGAAACAGCUGAUUUAUUUCCCCUGGGGUAAUGGACACAAGCCAAACCCUGGGGCAGACCUGGCGGAUUGUAGCUCUCCCCCAUGUCAGCUGAUCGAGUGACCAUUUAUUGGGGGAUCUUCACUGGUACCUGACCUGCUAACUCCUGUGAAAACUGCAGCCUGCCCAUGCCUCACAGGACCUGUCCCAAGGGUUAGUUAAUCGGGUUGGCCACCGCCCCUUCCAAACACACCUGUUCCCAGCGCUAGUGAGGCCAGUGGGACGGGAACGCAGAGAAGGCUGCACUGAACUGACUGCAGAUCAAUUCCCGGUGAUGAUCGCCUCUUUCCCACCUUCCCUGCCCCACCCUGCCGCGCGGCCUGCUGCAUUUCGCUCCCUGCUACAUUGCCAGCAAUGAAUAAAAAUGA